AUGGAGUUGUUCAGGGUAAAUAACGGCAGUUGGAACAAAUUUGGGGAAACCCCGAAGAAUUUGCGAAUCGACGCUUUUAAACUCAGAAAGGCUAUGGAGCUCAACAAUCUACUCACACAUAUAAGCCAGGAUGAAGAAAAACCAGUGGAGGAUGAACAUGAUGUAAACAGAAAGGUAGGGUUUUGGAACAGGGCAAGCAAAAUGGAGCAAUGCGGGUUUUGGGGGCUCCCAUCUUUCAUCAAUCAUUCAUGUUUUCCAAAUGCUAAAUGCAUGGUGGUGGGAAAAGCAAUGUUCAUUAUAGCUGUGAGAGAAAUUGCUGCAGGAGAGGAAAUAACCGUGUCUUACUUCAGAAACUUUGUUCCACUGGUGGAACGCGAGAGCCAUUUCAUACAUUUAGGGUUUCGCUGUAAGUGUAAGCGGUGUGUUUUGGAAGGGUUUCUUGAUCCGUCUUUUGAGCAACUGAGUCAUAUUAUUCAGAAUUUUUACAACUCUCUGUUUGAUCAAGCUGAACCAACAAAUGUCUCAUCCAGAGACAUACAGUCCAUGGUAGGAUUCGCUGUACAGUUGGAGAAUAUUGAUGCCCAGAGUAAAGAGAAGCACCUCAUACGUGCCUCAUUUUCUUGUAUCUACAAAUAUGUUUAUGCCGCUGCUAUGAAAUAUCCUGAUUUUAGUGUGCUAUUACGGUUGCUUCCUACAAAAUUGGAAGUGGCAGAGUCAUUGCGGCAUGCCGAUCCAAGUUCUCCAAUCUCCCUGGAACUGUUUCAGAUGCUUGUAGAGGAAGUUCAUGGACAAGAGAGAGAUUUGCUUCUUCAAAAGACAAUGGAAAACGGCAUAGCAGUAUUUGGAAAACAGAAAGAAGAUGUUCUCAAAGCUCUAGUAGAGUCGCGAUUUGUUAUGCGUUUUCAAACUGUCAGGACCGGACCUGGAAUCCCGAUGAAAUUUUCGUUUCAAUAA
Messenger RNA from Cryptomeria japonica (Japanese cedar), 954 nucleotides. RefSeq lists its product as uncharacterized. The transcript has a single exon. Gene Ontology annotation, molecular function: protein binding. The record is from RefSeq and is a predicted model, not a curated record. NCBI's taxonomy places the organism in Eukaryota, Viridiplantae, Streptophyta, Pinopsida, Cupressales, Cupressaceae. The coding region runs from base 1 to 954 and encodes 317 amino acids.